Messenger RNA from Eremothecium sinecaudum, 573 nucleotides. It is a transcript of the gene FRQ1, whose product is annotated as frequenin. Gene Ontology annotation, cellular component: cytosol; intracellular membrane-bounded organelle; membrane. The transcript has a single exon. The coding region runs from base 1 to 573 and encodes 190 amino acids. The record is from RefSeq and is a predicted model, not a curated record. Gene Ontology annotation, molecular function: calcium ion binding. Lineage: Eukaryota; Fungi; Ascomycota; Saccharomycetes; Saccharomycetales; Saccharomycetaceae.
AUGGGGGCUAAAGCAUCGAAGUUGUCUAAGGACGACUUACAAAGCUUAAAGCAAUCAACGUAUUUCGACAGGAGAGAAAUUCUACAAUGGCAUAAAGGCUUCCUAAGAGACUGUCCUAAUGGUCAACUAACCAGGGAAGAGUUCAUGAAGAUAUACAAGCAGUUCUUCCCUUUUGGUUCGCCCGAAGAGUUCGCUGAGCAUGUUUUUUCAGUGUUCGACAAGGAUAAUAAUGGGUGUAUUGAUUUUAAGGAAUUUAUUACUGCUUUGAGCACCACAUCGAGGGGCACGCUGGAAGAGAAGCUGAUAUGGGCAUUUCAACUUUACGACCUAGAUCAGGAUGGCUUCAUAACUUAUAAUGAGAUGCUGACGAUUGUUACUAGUGUCUAUAAAAUGAUUGGGUCGAUGGUGAAGUUGAGCGAAGAUGAGGCAACUCCAGAACUACGAGUAAAAAAAAUAUUUAAAUUAAUGGACAAGAAUGAGGAUGGUUAUAUAUCUUUGGAUGAAUUCAGAGAAGGGUCUAAGGUAGAUCCUUCGAUUCUCAGUGCGUUGAAUCUGUAUGAUGGGUUAGUGUAA